This is a messenger RNA of Glarea lozoyensis ATCC 20868, 312 nucleotides long. RefSeq lists its product as uncharacterized. The record is from RefSeq and is a predicted model, not a curated record. NCBI's taxonomy places the organism in Eukaryota, Fungi, Ascomycota, Leotiomycetes, Helotiales, Helotiaceae. The transcript has 2 exons. The coding region runs from base 1 to 312 and encodes 103 amino acids.
AUGUCCCCCCCACAAACAUUCUCCUCCCUCCCACCCUCCCUAACCUUCAUAGGCAAACUGCACCUCCUGCGCACGACCUCGACGCCCUUCUACCUCGAAGAUCUCUACGCCGAAUACGUGAAUUUCCUGCUCACGAACGGGCUCUCACCAACCGAGAUCGCGGGCUUCAUCGUGCAGGUGGGGGAGCUGACGAGCAAGAAGGCGUUGGUGGAGAUUGGGAGGGGCGUGGUGAAGUUUAGUGAGGAGAGUGCUAGGGUUAGGGGGUUGGAGGGGGAGGAGGAGGAGGGGCGCGAGGCACACCUCUACAAAUAA